This is a messenger RNA of Trypanosoma conorhini, 1269 nucleotides long. RefSeq lists its product as uncharacterized. Bases 1 to 1269 code for a protein of 422 amino acids. Lineage: Eukaryota; Euglenozoa; Kinetoplastea; Trypanosomatida; Trypanosomatidae. The record is from RefSeq and is a predicted model, not a curated record. The transcript has a single exon.
AUGACUGUUGCGGAGGAGGCCCUUUGCGUGGCGCGUCGGACGCCCCCGCGGUGUGGCUCGGCGGAGGCCGUCCUCGCGGGGAAGGCGCUCUCGCCGCACGACAAGGUUCGGCAGUUCGUGGAGGAGCAGGACUCGCUGCACUUGCCUCCCAGCGACGCGGCGGCGGGGGCCGUUCUGCCGGGCCCCCACGAGGAUGUCGACGGCGACGACGUCGACGCGAGUAACGUCCUCCCCCUCAUGGAAGGACCGACGGCGGUCGCCAGAGAGACGGUCUCCGGCCGGCGGCGGGGGAAGAAGCAGCCGGCAGCGUCCCGCAAGCGAAGGCGCCAAGGUGAAGACGCGGAUGACCCCCUGCUGCUUUUCCGCCGCUCACAGAAGGCGCUACGGAAGGAGGCACGCCACGUGAGCAUGAAGGAGGUUCUUUCGCGCUCCCUCUCGGGCGUGCUGGACGCGUCGAGCGAGGCGAGCAACCCCUUUUCGCCGACGGCCGGCUCACAGUUGUCUUCUGCAUGGUCCCCCUUAGUCGCGAGCAACAUCACCAGUCGAUUCCUCUCAAAUGUGAAGCAGCAGAAAAAACAGAACUUUGAGCGCCUGAUGCAGAAGGAGAUUGCCAACUCCCAGCUCUCAAUCUCCCGGCUGACCACCGACGACGGGGAGUCCGAGGAGGGCCUGCCAGAGCUUGUUAUCGGGGACGAGACAGCCGUGAUGGAGCCGCCGUUGAUGGAGAAAGAGGCUCUCCUCGUAGACUCCGGCGCAACUUUGUCGCAGACGGAUACGCUUCUGAUGAGCAGCACAACAUCCCGAGGAUUUGUGGAACUAGACGAGGAGGCGGAGCAGGCGCAGUCGGAGGCGCUACUGCGCAAGCACGAGCUGUGGCGCCUGCGACAGAAGCAGUUGCGGGAGCAGCUUCGUGAAGAGGAAACUGUCCAACAACUGAAGCGAGGAGAACGUCAGGCAACAGUGCGUGGACAAACUUCGUCCACGCAGUCGGCGAUGACCGUCACCACCAACUCAAGCUACUCGCUCUCUGCCACGCAGGUUGCCGCGGCAGAUGUGGAUGGAUGCAGUGAAUCUAUCAUGCUGACGCAGUGCAGCAUUAUACAACGCUCACAGAGCCUUACGCCCGGGCUCUCCGCUGACCAUAUAGAAAUGAUCCGCCGCGCAAACAACUUCGACAAUACUUCAAGUCAGCGGGUGGUCGUUUUCAAAACGCAGAAAAGCAAAAAGGAGGGAGACUUGCCCACUUCCAAGGCGAAACAUUCCAUGUAA